Puccinia graminis f. sp. tritici CRL 75-36-700-3 is the source of this 2886-nucleotide messenger RNA. RefSeq lists its product as uncharacterized. The record is from RefSeq and is a predicted model, not a curated record. Gene Ontology annotation, cellular component: chromosome; cytoplasm. Bases 1 to 2886 code for a protein of 961 amino acids. Gene Ontology annotation, molecular function: 3'-5' DNA helicase activity; four-way junction helicase activity; ATP binding. The transcript is spliced from 4 exons. Gene Ontology annotation, biological process: double-strand break repair via homologous recombination. Lineage: Eukaryota; Fungi; Basidiomycota; Pucciniomycetes; Pucciniales; Pucciniaceae.
AUGGAACGAUUAGAGGCCAACCCAGUUCCUCCAAAGGCGAACGAACUCCCCGAGGCCGUGGGGUCAAGGAUGCUUACCCAGAAAUCGAGUAAACCGACUGCUUUUUCUUCACGGGGCCGCCGUGGUACUAUCGAACGAUCAGAGGCAAACCCGAUUCCUUCAAAGGCAAACGAUCUCCCCAAGUCCUUGGUGUCAAUGACUGAUCAAGCACUUGAGGAACAUAUCAUCUCGCGUUCCAUUGAUUUGUAUCGUGACCAGCCGAAGGACCUCCAAGUCAACGCGGUCUCCUCGCUUGUUCGAGGUAAACAUACAUUCGUUCGAGUCGGGACGGGGUUCGGUAAGACCAGGAUUUCUGAAAUGUACUUCGGCCUGUUUGAAAAAAAGGUAGUGGUUCUUGUUUUGAAUCCCUUGGACUCGUUGGGUGAUGACCAGGUUCGAGAGAAGAAACUUGUAAAUAUAAGUGCAAUCAACCUCAACAAGAUGACUCUGAACCUCAACACCGUCCAAAAGAUCAAGCAAGGUGCCUUCAGUUUUAGCCCUGAAGUCUUCCUGAACAGCUCCCUCUUCACAGAACUCUUUUUCAGUGAGGAAUUUCAAGAUAUACUAUCAUUGGUCGUGGUGGACGAGGCUCACAUGAUCUACCUUUGGGGUCUGCUCGCAUCAAGACAAAGUAAAUCAUUGAUAAUAUUUGCUCGGCUGGAAGAUCAGGCAGUUUUCCGACCCGGUUAUGGCCACUUGGGGACAAGGCUCAUGGCAACCAACAACAUUCCUGUCCUCCUGCUCUCAGCAACAUGUCGACCUGUGGCCAUGUCAGCAAUCACAAGAAGCCUUAUGCUACAGCCGAGUGAUAUAAACAUGAUUGAUGGGGAACUUACACGCCCAGAGAUUCGCCUGAUUCGCAUAUCAAUGGGGUCAACACUAAGCUCAUGUGACGAUCUACUUCGUAUUUUUGCGCCUUUCUCUGUUACCUCUGCUGCCGAUUCGGUACCCAUGAUUAUCUACUCUGGCACCCGAAAUCGAACAUUCCAGGUGAUGAAAGUUGUCAACGAGGCACGAGCGACCCCUUAUCACCAGUAUGACCCAAACGACCGGUUUAUCCGCCGAUACCACUCGGUCACCAGUGAUGAUGACAAGGCUCGCACAAUGGAAGACUUUGGGGCAGGGAAGGUCCCUGUGAUUUCGGCAACAAUGGCGUUGGGGCUUGGCCAGAAUCUUAAACGGGUACGAUGUGUAAUACACAUGGGCCGAGGCGACCCGGCGGCUAUUGGACAGAUGGUUGGGCGAUGCGGGAGAGAUGGGAAUGUUGGGCUUGGGUUGUUGUUCAUGGAACCCACGCGGAAGAAUGGCCGGAAUGCGGCCUCAGAUUUUGAUAUGGAGUUGGAACAAGACGAUGACUCACGGAUGGAUGCUUUGGCUGUGACAAACGUGUGCUUGCGGAUAGCCCUGAAUUUGGAUAACAAGCUAGGUUAUAUCCCCCUCGAUCUGGGCGACCCCAAAGUGGUACAAGAGAGGAAACGUGAGGAGGGGCUGGGUUUUGCCAAGUGCAAAUGCUCAAACUGUGCACCAGAAGAGGCCAGAGUGCUUGUGAAUGUGAUGCAGCAGCUGACCGUGGCCAACUUUGACUCUGUUAUGAACGACCCAUCAUCAAUCACAAAGGACCCUAACAUAGUGACUAUGACCCGAAAAAGGAGAAAAAACAGGCCCAAGGGGACAUGCAACUAUCCCAAACACGUGGCCGAGGAUCUGGUGAAUCAUUUGAUACAUAGCUUUGACGAGUUUUACUUUGCUUACUUGGGGCCAAGAGCCGAAUUCCCUCCGUCGGUCUUCUUUGGUCGGACGCAAGCUUUGGCAAUUGUUGACUCAAUUGAUCAGAUUCACUCAAAUGGUGCGAACAACCUGACCCUUUUGGAAACAGUGAUUGGCGGGCAGACUUUCUCAGGACAGAUUGAUGCCCUUGGCAUGGCUAUGAUCAUAUGGACUAAUGGCGAAUACUAUCAACUUCACCUCCGCAACAUCUCUGAGCUUGACCGAUUUAUCGAGGCCGAGGGCGUACGUGUGCGUGAGGAGAUGGCGGCAGAGCUAUUGGGUCUUCAAGUUGCGGUGGCCACUCGGAGGCAGGCGGACAAGGAGGCCAAGAUGCUUCAGAAAGCUCAAGCGAAAGAGGUUGCUGCCGCGGCCAGAACCGCUGCUCGCAUGCUCAGGGCCAGUGACGAGGCGGUAGAGAGGGCCCGAUUACAUAGCGAGAAGGCCGCCUACAAGGCAAGUAAGGAAGAAGAAAAAUUGGCCAGACUUAAGGUUGAGGCUGACGCACGGGCUGCAUUGAAGGCCGCGACCAAGGCUCAAAAGGAUGCGGAACGGGCGGCUGAGAAGGCACAUCGGCUCGGACUCAAGGUACCCAAGAUGAAGAAAUCACCUCUAGGCCGCGCAAAAGUCAAGUUGGCUCGACAAGCCCAAAUGGCUCAAAACCGCGCGGGUCGGAAUAAAAAUCCUUUGGGGGAAAUCAUUACUGAAGAUACAAGGAUGGAUGAUGGAAUGGUCGUAACAGUUGAAGAGGCGCCCGAGGUAACAUAUGGUUUACCUGCUGAACUGCAAACAGAAGCCCAGGACAGCGUGGGGCCAUCUGGAUCCCUAGUGAACAACAAACUUUCCAACAAUCACAGCCCCCCAAGUGACAGCCACAAGGCGUCUGAUGGCCCUGGAAAACUCGCCAACUCAGUUAUAGUCCGACGGAACAUCCAGGCAGUCCUUGUGGGGCCUAAAGGAGCCAGACACUCGCAUCCAAGAGUCCAGACAAGGAAUCAGCACAAUGUCUCAAAAAUCCUACGUGAAGGACACAACAGUUCGUCCACGGAGGCGUCACGCUAUGAAAUGUUGAGGGGAGGAUGA